Messenger RNA from Chiloscyllium plagiosum (whitespotted bambooshark), 3263 nucleotides. The record is from RefSeq and is a predicted model, not a curated record. Lineage: Eukaryota; Metazoa; Chordata; Chondrichthyes; Orectolobiformes; Hemiscylliidae.
AUGAUUGAUAAAGGAGUAGCAAGGCAGCAGCAACAUUUCUCAAUACAUGGAAUCCAUCAGAAUGGAGAUAUCAUUAUUGGUGGAUUGUUUCCUAUCCACUUCACGGUAACUUUACCUGAACUUGCCUACAAAACAAAACCUGAAAUGUUACAAUGUGAAGGUUUUAAUUUCAGAACAUUUCGAUGGUUACAAAUGAUGAUCUUCACCAUUGAACAAAUAAACAAAGAUCAAACACUACUUCCAAAUAUACGGUUAGGCUACAGCAUUUAUGAUAAUUGCCGUAAAGUACCACAGGCUGUCAGAGCAGCAGUCACACUUCUUAAUGGAAUAGAUAAUAUGUCCAAGAACUAUAAAUGCACAGGAUCAUCUCCCAUUGCUGCAAUUGUUGGUGAUGCUCGAUCAACGCAAUCCAUUAUUACGGGAAGAAUUGCAGGACAAUUCAGAAUUCCAAUGGUCAGCUACUCUUCUUCAUGCUCAUGUCUUAGCAACAAACUGGAGUUUCCCACCUUUUUCAGGACAAUACCUAGUGAUAGCUUUCAAGCCAAAGCUAUGGCCCAACUUGUGAAGCAUUUUGGAUGGACUUGGGUUGGGUCUAUUGCAACUCAAGAUGAUUACGGACAAUAUUUAGUUCAGUUAUUUAAUGAACAGAUUCAAAAUUAUGGUGUAUGUCUUGCUUUUACUGAAGUAAUUCCAAAAAUUCCAUCCAGACGUAAGAUACUUCAGAUUGUAGACACCAUCAAAAGAUCCACAGCCAAGGUUAUUGCAUUGUUUGCUGGUGUAGGAGAUAUUAUUUAUUUAGCCAAUGAAGUGGUGCGUCAGAAUAUUACUAGUAUGCAGUGGAUAGCAAGUGAAACUUGGAGUACUGCAGCACUGCUAGCAACAAAAACAAACUUUAGAUCCUUUGGUGGAACAAUAGGUUUUGCUUUCCGUAAAGCAGAAAUUCCACAGUUCAAAGAAUUUCUUCUAAAGGUGCGUCCAUCUUUAACCCCAUGUACAGGACAAGAAGACAUAGAGGAAAUAGAUAGUGUAUAUAGUGAUGUGUCACAGUUGAGAGUUUCGUAUAAUGUCUACAAAGCAGUGUAUGCAAUAGCUCAUGCACUUCAUAAUUUGGAAACCUGCGAACCUGACAAAGGACCAUUUCUGAACAAAACUUGCGCAAACAUUUCACACUUUGAGCCAUGGCAACUUCUCCAUUAUCUAAAAGAAGUUAACUUUACAAAUGAUUUCGGUGAAAAAGUACACUUUGACGAAAAUGGUGAUCCCAUUGCAUCAUAUGAUAUUAUGAAUUGGCAAAUGGAUGCAGAUGGCUCUGUAAAAAUUGUUACUGUUGGCCUUUUUGAUGCAUCGGCAACCUCUGGGCAAGAGCUUUUAAUUGAUGAAGACAGUAUUAUUUUUUGUGAUGGGUCAACAAAGAUUCCAAGAUCUAUAUGCAGUGAAAAUUGCCCUCCUGGUACAAGGAAAGCAGCACGAAAAGGACAACCAAUGUGUUGUUUUGACUGUUUACAAUGUGCUGAGGGGGAAAUCAGCAAUCAGACAGAUUCCGUACACUGUUUCACGUGUCCCAUAGAUUAUUGGCCAAAUCAAGAACACGAUCAGUGUGUACUGAAGGAAAUAGAAUUUCUAUCAUUUGAAGACAUACUGGGCAUUAUUUUAACAACCAUUGCAUUGUUUGGAACUGGCAUAACCAUUGUAAUGUUAGUUAUUUUUAUCCAUUAUCGAAAUACUCCUGUUGUAAGAGCUAAUAAUGUAGAGUUGAGUUUUCUUUUGUUAAUUUCAUUAGUUUUGUGCUUUCUGUGUUCACUGACUUUCAUUGGCCAACCAACCACCUGGUCCUGUAUAUUACGACACACCGUGUUUGGAAUUAGUUUUGCCUUGUGUGUUUCCUGCAUUCUUGGAAAAACAAUUGUUGUGUUAAUGGCAUUUAGUGCUACACUUCCCAACAAUAACAUGAUGAAAUACUUUGGGCCUCUACAGCAAAGAGCCAGUGUUUUUGCAUGUACUUUUCUUCAAAUUAUAAUAUGCAUUUUAUGGCUUGCCAUCUCACCUCCAGUUCCAGUAAAGAAUACAAAGUAUCAAAGUGCAAAAAUAAUACUUGAAUGUGAUGUUGGCUCUGCAACCGCAUUCUGGUGUAUGUUGGGAUAUAUUGGCUUGCUGGCAGGUACUUCAAUCAUACUAGCAUUUCUAGCACGGAAACUGCCAGACAACUUUAAUGAAGCCAAGUUCAUCACCUUUAGUAUGUUAACUUUUUCUGCAGUUUGGGUAACUUUCAUUCCAGCUUACAUUAGCUCACCUGGAAAAUAUACAGUAGCUGUUGAAAUAUUUGCAAUUUUGUCUUCCAGCUUUGGUCUGGCUGCCUGUAAUUUUGUUCCUAAAUGCUACAUUAUUUUGAUAAAACCAGAUCAAAAUACAAAAAAACAUCUGAUGGGGAGAGCGGUUGCAGCCAGUACAUAAAUUAUGCAAACUAUAAAUCAUUUGUUAAAUGCUAAAUGGCCAAUGUAUCUUUUAUUCUGUCCUUAUUAGGAAAAAGUGUCUGGUAUCAUUCGUAAAUUUUCAAAAGUUGCUUCUGUUAAAAAACUGUAUUUAGAUUUAAAUAUUAAAAGAUAUGCAUCACUGUGAUUCCUUAAAUCAAUAAAAGAAUAAUAUAAUUCUUUGCUCAUUUGUGGUACUCUGUCCUGUCUGCCAAAAGUCAUCAGCUCACACUUUGCUAUUAAACUCCAUAUGUUAUCUAAGGGGCUUACUAUUGUUAACUGUCCUUCCAGAUUACAUUUUAGUAUGAGAUAUUAGGCAAUAUGGAAAUUCUGACUGUAUGAUGGUGAGAAAUAUUACUGAUAGCAUUUUAAAAUUAUAAUACUACCUUUAACACUUAAUAUUACUUAAUUACAUACCCUUUCAACUUACAGUAGCUCUUCCUCAUCAUAAUCAAUUAUCUGUGCUGGAAGAACAGUUCUAUGGGUGUCUGUUGACAUAGUCAAGUUCAGCUUAGCCAUUUUCUCUACGGUUGCCGACUUUUGUUGACAAAGCUAAUGUAUGAAUAACGGUGUAGUACACUGCAAGAUCUGAGCAUUUUGUUACAUUGUCUUCCGGCUGCCAUCUCUUUGGGGAGUGUAGAUAUUGCGUAGUUAAAUAAGGUUGUCUGAAAUACACCACAAAUGACCCUUCAUGCAAUUCAGUGGGCUAACCAGUUGUUAUAGGAGGAGAAAGGCAGAUGCUGGAGAUCAGAGCUGAAAAUGUGUUGCUGGAAAAGCACAGCAGGUCAGGCAGCA